UUUUUUGAGUGAAAUUAUGGUAAGUUUUGUGAGAAAUUUGAGUGAAGUUUGAGUCCAUGUAUUAAUUGUUGGCAAAUAUGUAUAGAAUUAAGAAUGUCAUGAUUGGUGUGACGAGUGGUGCAAUGGAUGCCAUUCUCGGACUCUUCGCCAUCAGGAGAGUGAUUGUGGACGAGAGGAAUGCCAAGAAUGCCUCCAAUAUCAUGAAACGCAUCUUCGAGUGCAUUGUCCUCAACGGAUGUGUCUUUUUGUGCUCUAUUUUGCUCUUCAAUUACGUGAUUCUGGGAUGUCUUCACUCAUUCAUACAAUUCAUAUUUGGAUCUCAAGACGGCGUCGUAUCGAUGACAUGGUUUUGGUUGGAACCGACGCUCUCCUACUUCUUCUCAGUCUUCUGGGUUUUGCCUCUAUUUCUGUUGAGUCGUGUCGUCAAUGCCUUAUGGUUUCAGGACAUCGCAGAUAAUGCGUUCAGAGGUAGACAUCAAAACAUGAGGAAUAUUCCGGUUAUAAUCGCCGACACACUCUUCAGUCUCUUAACUCAAAUCCUGUUUCUAAUUCAGUCAAUGGUUGUGGAGUUUAUUCCGAUCCCACUAUUGGGACAAAUGGCGAGUCUUUUCCACAUCAGUCUUUUGUAUUCUUUGUACUCAUUUGAAUACAAGUGGUUUAAUAUGGGUUGGGAAUUACAUCGAAGACUUCACUUCAUCGAAAACAAUUGGACCUAUUUUUUAGGGUUUGGAUUGCCGUUGGCUUUCGUCACAUACGUGAUCCCUAAUUACCUCUUAAGUGGAGCCAUAUUUUCUAUAUUUUUCCCGCUAUUUAUCAUCAGUGCUAAUGAGGCCCGACCUCGAGUGGACGCCGGUUAG
Oppiella nova is the source of this 857-nucleotide messenger RNA. NCBI's taxonomy places the organism in Eukaryota, Metazoa, Arthropoda, Arachnida, Sarcoptiformes, Oppiidae. The record is from the annotation of a GenBank genome assembly.